Colletotrichum tamarilloi is the source of this 1863-nucleotide messenger RNA. RefSeq lists its product as uncharacterized. The record is from RefSeq and is a predicted model, not a curated record. Lineage: Eukaryota; Fungi; Ascomycota; Sordariomycetes; Glomerellales; Glomerellaceae. The transcript has a single exon. Bases 1 to 1863 code for a protein of 620 amino acids.
AUGGAAAGCUCCCACCACUAUCUGGGCAUGUUUCCCCCAGUCUAUCCAACAGGGCUUGCACCAUACCCACAACCUGUGAUACCAGCGAAACGAGAGGAUGACGACGUCCAAUUCGUAUCUUCCAAUCCUGUCAAGAAGAGGAAGAUCGAUGGCUAUCGGCUGGUCACGCCACAUUCCACCACAGACUCACCGGCGGCGGGGACUCCCACCCCCAUCAACAACCAGCCAUCCGAGCCCGCCAAGCCAAUCUCUCAGCCGGAACGACGGGGAAGCACGGGCAUGGUCGAUCACUCACCCACGGCCCGUUUGCCGGACGUUGACCCGAUGAGAGGAUGCUCCAUGCCGACUCCAGAGAGGGCCUGUCAUUCCGAAUCAUUCUGGACUGCACCGUCUACUGGACCACAGUGCUCACCACCGGUGUCUCCCAAAUCACUUCCCGAACAUAUUUCGCCUUCCAUACUCGGAAUUGACAAGAAUGAUGGAUCUGCACCUGUUUGCACGAGCGGAACCAACGAAACGGUGGCUGAUGUUCCCGCGCCGAUCCCGCCAGGUAUGCUGUCGUCCAUGACUUCACCUCAUGUGUAUCAAGCGCAACUACCAGGAGAACAAGGUACGCCGAGUCAGAUGCAAGCAGAGACCGAGAACCACGCUGAGACUGCAAAGGAGACACCCACGGCUCCCUCAAUCUCCACAGCUCCCAUGCUAGCUGGUAUCACUGACCUGGGCAAGAUUAACUCUAUGCCCGCAUCAGAAGCAGACGGCACAAUUAUCUUGCAACAGACAGCUGAGUCUGGGCCAACGCUGAACCACUCCAAUGCCGAGACGGAGUCGAAGAAUGACCUUCGCGAUCUCUUGGAUCAGCAGGUACACCUUCACAGUUCCAAGAUCAACGACCCCCCUUUCCCCUUCCAUACCCAUACUCAUCAGAACAUACAUACGUCAAACCCGCUGAAUGCUGAUGUUCACAACACCGCUCAUGGCGCGUCGGAUAUCCAGACCGGGGCUUGCGCUGAUCGCCCUGCGUCGGGAGCAAAGGCGCCAUGCCGUCAGUGUGUGGAGGCGAGGUUGAGGCAGCAGGCUGCCAACAUGACAGUCAACUCAGGCUUGCCAAACGGCACAAAUGCAUCUGCCCCCAGUCAGGCUCCCCUUCCACCGUCGUCUCUGCAGCAACCUUGGACAAACCUCUUGAGACUCAAUCCGUACCAUAACGCGAUGGCUGGGGCCAUGUACAACCCGCUCUUGCAACAAUCCUUGAUGGCUGGACCAGCUGGUCACUUUGCAGUCCAUCCGCAACAGCCGCAUCUCGGUGCCGGGAUUCCUCCCCAACAGCCAGCGGGACACAUGUUCCAUCUCGGACCUCCUUCGCCAGUCCCGCAAACACCGGCGUACGUCACGCAACAGCCGCCUAUCCAAGCAGCCAAACCAGAAGCAGCAACCAUCUCGAAACCUCAGUCAACCAGAGUCCCCGACACGCAACCGACGACCAAACACAUCAUUGUCGACAUCGCAGACACAUGCCUCAACAUGUUCCCGUUCCAAGAGGUGGCGAAGCGACAUAACCAACCGGAACAGAAGAUACGGGACAUAUUUUCCGCCGUCAUCCAGGUCCCGCUGCUCCGUUGUCCCACAGACAAGAGAAGGGCAGGCAAGCUAGGCACGGCCAGGGUCAAGGAGUUUACGCAAGCGAAGAAGGAAGUGCAGGCGCAGAAGGGGAACGCUGGCCAGCAGCAGAUGAGGCAGGAUUCACCAAACCAGAACCUGAGUCACAUGCCAUAUAUGCCUUCGGCGUGGGAUGUUGCGCAGUUCAUGGGCCCGAGCGAUGUGCGGCUUGGGGCGUUGCCAAAGUAUUCCCCGCCUUGGUGA